This is a messenger RNA of Trichoplax adhaerens, 519 nucleotides long. RefSeq lists its product as hypothetical. The transcript is spliced from 3 exons. Bases 1 to 519 code for a protein of 172 amino acids. The record is from RefSeq and is a predicted model, not a curated record. Gene Ontology annotation, biological process: glutathione metabolic process. Gene Ontology annotation, molecular function: glutathione transferase activity. Lineage: Eukaryota; Metazoa; Placozoa; Uniplacotomia; Trichoplacea; Trichoplacidae.
AUGCCUUCCAUUAAACUUACCUACUUCAACGGCCCCGGCAGAGCUGAACUUAUCCGUCUUAUCUUUGCACAAGGUGGCGUAGAUUUUACGGAUGAAAGAAUUGAAGGAAAAGACUGGCCAGAACUUAAAUCAUGCUUGGCCGGAAAAACUAGCCUCGAACAAGCUUUAGCAGAUGAAAUCGUUGAUUUUUUGCAAGCUGAUCUUCAGGAAAAGAUGAUCAAGUUCCUUUUCGUUGAGAAAGAUGAAGAUAAAAAAGCAGAACUGAAAAAGAAAUUUGUUGAAGAAGAAGCUCCAAAAGGUUUAGGAUUUUUGGAAAAACGUCUAGAACAGGCCGGUGGUGAAUACUUUACUGGCAGUUUGACAUAUGCCGACAUUGGCUUUUACCGAUUUGUUAAGUUUACGGAAAAUAUCCUUAAUGGAGAAGAAAUGGCAACGCAAUUCCCGAAAUUAGCUGCAUUGUAUGAUCGUGUUGCAAAUCUCCCCAAUAUCAAGAAGUACGCAGAAGAGCACAAAUCUUAA